ACUCGGCUUCGUUCUCUGCUCGGACGUGGUUUUUUCUGUUAGCAAUAAUGUCGGACGGCGAAAAAGACAAAUCCGUAGAAAAUAUGGAAAAAGAAAAUAAAAGCGAGGAAUCAAAAGCAACAGUGGAUGCUGCCGAUGACAAAUCAAUCGAAAAAGAUAAAAAGGCAACUGCUGAGGAAAGCGACAAAUCCUCCACUGAAAAAGCGGCAGCGGCAAGUGACGAAAAAAUCAAAAAUGACACCGGUGCACAAAAUAGUGAUGAUUGUGAAAAGAAAGAUGUAGAAGAAAAAACUGACGGUGCAGCCGAAUCGAAGAAGAAGGCAGCAAAUGAAAAAGAAGGUUCCCCAACUGCUGGCGAUGAAAAAAAAUCAAAUGAUAUUAAAAAAGAUAAAGAUAGCGAUGCUGACAAGAACGGCAAUGCGGAAAAAAAGGUAUCAGUGGAUAAGGAGGAAAAGGAUGAGAAGGAUGAGAAGGACGAGAAGGAUGACGAAGUUGAAGAAGCAGCUGAGGAUGAUGAAAACGUUGUCGCACUAGCUGAAAUCGAUAAAAUUAAUGAGAAUAUUAACAAAACCAGAGUAGAUGGUCUCCAGAAUCUCCAUGCGAUUUGUUUUGGUUCCCAAGGAAAAAAUAAUGUGGUAAAGAAAAAUUUGCGCUCAUUUGCCGGGUUUGAAUUCGAAAAAGAUUCUGCCGAAUAUAAAAAGAAAUUCGAUUCGAUUAAAAAACUAGAAAUGAAAGCCUUAAAAAGUAUUUGUGAAAUCUUAUCACUGGAACGCAAAGGAGCAAGAGAUGAAAUUGCAAACCGCGUUUUAAAAUUUCUCAUGGAGCCUGAUGAAUCUUUAUGUGUAGAAGCACCCGCUGAGGAAGAGGAAAUUGAAGAGGAUGACGAUGGAAUGGAAGAAGAUGAACCCGAACCAAGUGAAGAUGAAAAACGCAAAAGCAAAUCAGGUGGAAGGUCUGGUGGUGGUAGUGCACGUUCUACAUCCGGACGUCCACGUAGGGCCACUGUAGGUAAAAAAACAUCUGCAUAUGUGGACUUCUCUAGUUCAGAGGAAGAAACUGCUCGUAAAGUAAUACCUACCAAACGUAGACGAAACGACGAUUCUGAAUCUGGUUCCGAUUACAACCCUUCUGGAAAUUCUGAUUCUGAUGCUGGCAAACGUAAAUCUGUUGGAGCUCCAAGAGGAGCAGGAAGAGGAAGACCUGCUCGCAAAGCUCGUCGAAAAAAUUCAGAUUCGGAAGAAGAAUCAGAGGUUUCAGACGCCGAAAGCGAUGUUCCCAAGCGCAAGCGGGCAUCAACUGGGUCCGGAAAACGUGGUCGUCCAUCUGCAGCAGGUCGAGGACGAGGUCGUGCUAGCGGUGCUAAUAAGUCCAAGCCAAAGCGCAAGGAUUCGGAAAGCGAAGAGGAGGAAGUGUCUGAAGAUGAGGAAGAAGAAGAAAUGUCUGAAUUGGGUAGUGAUCAAAGUGUGGAAGAGGAUAAAUCGAAAAAGAACAAAAAACCUGUAACACCUGCGAAAAGUCCAAAAGCCAAUAACAAGACUCCUCCAAAAUCGGCAGUUCGUCCUAAAAAGGCUAAGAAAGCGGUAUCGGAAGAUGACAAAGAUGAUAGCGAUGAGGAUGAACCGCUAAAUAAAAAGGGCAAAGCUUCAUUCCCCACGGAUGAACAAAUUCGUGCUUACGUUAAAGAAAUUCUAGAUAAGGCCAAUCUCGAAGAGAUAACCAUGAAAACUGUAUGUAAGCAAGUCUAUGCAAAAUAUCCAGAUUUUGAUCUUACCGAUAAAAAGGACUUUAUAAAAGCUACAGUCAAAGCGCUAAUCGCUGCUUAAGACUUACUGUAACAAUACAGACGUGCAUCCUUUGUUUUUUUAGUUUUUAUCCUAAACCUAUAACUUUAUGUAUACAUGCGGUUAAAUGAAAGAUGGCUUUUUCGGAGAUAGAUCUACAGAAAGUCCCUCUCUUUAAACACACACACACACACUUAGGUUAGUUAAACCUUAAGUAUAGUAUGAUGAUGGUGAGACCCAAAAACAAACUCUUAUGAUUUUCUUUUAACAUUUUUAAUUGAGUCUAAACCCUUUAAGUUCUACACUAUGUUUUACAUUUAUGAAAAUGUAUAUUUAAAGCAAAAAAUUUACAAAAACAAUAUUCGAUAACAAGAAAAAUAUACAGAAUAAUGUAAACUGAAGUUUGUUUUCUUCAAACUUUGGUUUUGUUUUAUUUUAUUAAACAGCGUCAGUACAAAAAUCAAAAAAGAAAAAUCCUUAUGAAUUCGAAGUAAAUUAAAGAUGGAGCUUAACGUUUAUCAGAAAUAAACAUGAAUUAAGACGCACUAAACAAACCCUUCAAUUUUCAUGUUCAGACUUUGUUUGCUCUACUUUUGUAACAAUUUUUUUUAAUAUGUAUUUGUUUUCAUCAUAUAUAUAUAAAAAAAACGUCAAUGUUUUUUUUUUAAUUGAUUAUAAAACUAAGUGCAUGAUAGAGUAACCGGUUUCUUGUUUAAAGAAAUUACAAACAAAUCAUCCUUAAUAGAUUAAACGAAAGAAUUUCCAAAAUAAAUAUCUUAAAACCAUUAAAUUUUGAAAUGAAAUACAAGUAAAUGGGACUAACCAGCAAAUUAGCAAUAAACAUAAGUAAAUAGUUUCCUUUCGUUGUCUCAACCAUUAACUUUUUCACAACUCCUUAAACAAGCAUCCACCAAUACAAAUAAUAAUCAAUCAAUAAUUAACAUUUUGUGAAUGUAAUGUCGAGAACAGUAUAAUUAAACACAGAAACACACACACACACACAUAAAAAUAAAACUGACGAACACAAUAGAAUAUUCUCAUUGUAAAUUAUGUUUUAUUCGAUGUUCUUUAAAUACACUGUAAAAAUAUUA
This is a messenger RNA of Stomoxys calcitrans (stable fly), 2872 nucleotides long. RefSeq names its product protein DEK (gene Dek). The record is from RefSeq and is a predicted model, not a curated record. Gene Ontology annotation, cellular component: nucleus. Gene Ontology annotation, biological process: chromatin organization; regulation of double-strand break repair. The coding region runs from base 48 to 1823 and encodes 591 amino acids. The transcript has 12 exons. Lineage: Eukaryota; Metazoa; Arthropoda; Insecta; Diptera; Muscidae. Gene Ontology annotation, molecular function: histone binding; DNA binding.